Daphnia pulicaria is the source of this 1768-nucleotide messenger RNA. RefSeq names its product BRCA1-associated RING domain protein 1-like. Gene Ontology annotation, molecular function: protein binding. The record is from RefSeq and is a predicted model, not a curated record. The coding region runs from base 59 to 1666 and encodes 535 amino acids. Lineage: Eukaryota; Metazoa; Arthropoda; Branchiopoda; Diplostraca; Daphniidae. The transcript is spliced from 6 exons.
GUCAGUCGAAACGGCAACUAGGAACUUAAGCGGGAAAUCACCAAAUCAAGAAUGAACAAUGAACAAUAACAACAUGUCCAAAAUAAACGACAAGUUUCCUGAAAGUCGGAAAUCUUUUUUAGAGCUUGGAAAACUGCUCAAAUGUGAAGCAUGCCAAAUGCUGGCAUGCAAUCCACAUGUUCUGGGAGGAUGUGAUCACAUAUUCUGUCUGUCUUGUGCCAAUCUUCAUUCUGGUAAACCAUGUCCAAAAUGUGGAAUUUUUUCAGAACCUGGCAUCUGUAGACCAGAUCUCAAAAUUGAGAAUCUUCUCAAAGCUUACCUACCAAUGGCCAAGUUUCUUGGAAUUGAUGUAACAGAUACGUGUGAAAAUGAUGUUGUCAACAACAAUGAAUCAAGUGUAAAACCUGUCGCAAUAACACCAUCAGCUGCAAGCCGAUCCUCUAAAUCAUCUAAAAAUGUAAUGAAAACUGAAAAUUUUGCCAGUCCAGUUCAAAUUGUAAAGAAGCGUGAAAGGGCUGUAAGCCUCAAUGAGAGCCUCAAUAGUACCAUCAGUGGAACACCUGCAUCGAAGAUAAACAAGCGUAAUCAAAAAGGGGAAACUUUGCUGCAUGUGGCCUGUCUCAAGCUGGACAUUCAAAAAGUCAAGGAACUUUUAGGGCUUGGGGUUAAUACAAACACACAGGAUAAUGCUGGGUGGACUCCAUUGCAUGAAGUAGUGAGUUCUGGGAAUGAAGCGCUUGUGACUCUGCUUUUGGAAAAUGGUGCAAACCCCAAUAUUCCUGGUGGGCAUAAUGAAACUCCUCUUCACGAUGCCGUUGCUAGCAAACAAACAGCUAUUGUCCGACUUCUUGUGUCGUAUGGCGCCGAUGUGAAUGCUCGGAAUAGUCGAGGUCUCACUCCAAAGGACAUGUAUUCAAAAGCGGACGAAGACAUGAAAGCUGCUCUCGAGUCUUCCACGAUUGUUCAUUCAACACACAGCUAUGCCGAAAGGACAACUUCACAGAUAAUACAGCUUUUUGUACUCAACCCGGAAAAAAAGUCUCAGCCAAGACUCAAUAAACUUGCUCGCACACUCAGUUUCAAGUUGGUUUCAACUUACUCGAGUCAAGUGACUCAUGUCGCUCUGCGCUUGGAUGAUCCUAGCAACGUCAUCAAGGCUAACCCGCAUUUCUAUUCUGCAGUUCUCCAGGGACACUUCAUCGUCGAUUUUAAAUGGAUAGAGGAAAGCGAGAAGCUGGAACGCUUAACAGAUCCAUAUCUACACGAAAUUGACGGGACUUUGAGUCGUGCACCAUCAGACGGAGCCCCAGGCCGGUUGAAUAUCGCCAAUCAGCUCCCAGGCUUAUUCAACAAUUGUUUCUUCUAUCUCAACGGCAUUUUCUCUACGCCUAGUAAAGCCGACAUUACUCAAUGGAUAAGGCACGGUGGAGGUACAGUGUUAACACGCAGUCCAAAUCCAGAAUGUAUCCUUCCGGGUGAGAAGAUACCUUAUCACGCUGCACCAAAAGGUCUUUUGGCUCAAUGCUCUCAUUUCAUUCUGUAUGAUUUAAACGCCAAAACGCAGCCUUCUCUCAAGUACAACAUGUCACACGUUAAGACACUAUCUGUGGAUUGGCUUGUCGCCUGUAUAGAGAAUUUUCUCCUGGUUGAUCCUUUCGAUUUCUGACGUUGUUUAGUCCAGACACACGCUUUUUAAUUCAUGUAAAAUUUGAGGUUUUUCUUAUUAAUGAAAUGCUCAAUUAAUAAAAACUUUUUUGGCGUUUAAAAA